AUGCACAAAUCCCUCCUAGCUUGUUUCCUCGGCGCCGCCCAGCUAACGGUCGCAAUACCCGACCUCCAACGCGUCCUAGCUCCGAUCCCCUCGGGCUCGGGCGACGCUGGCGCUGGCGUGUCGCGCCCACAUGGCGAUCACACUGUGCACGAAAGUAUAUUAGCAGCAAUUGAGACUCAUGCCGACCCAGUCACCGCUCUAGUCUCGCUUCAGAGUGAAGAUGAAGCUAGAGCAAAGACCGAAGCAGCGUUGGCUGAGCCGCGUCUUUUGCGGAGAUUGGGGGCUCCGAAUGCCAAGGCGGAGUGGAUGACUGAGGGGGAUAAGAUGAGAUUGCGGAGGGAGGGGGUUAAAUUCAUGGAUAUCACUGAUCAUGAAGAGUUUUAUAAGGAGCAGGUUGAUGCUAUGGCUGGGAAGCCACGUCUGCCUGAUCUGGUUCAUGAACGCCUUAUCAGACCUCUUUUCCCGUUCGUUGACACGGAGAGAAUGUUUGGCGUACUUGAACACAUGACUGGAUAUUAUAAUCGCUACUUUGACGAUAUUCACGGCGAAUUGAGCUCUGAGUGGCUUUAUAACCAUAUCUCUCAGAUAAUCGCAUCCUCGCCCCUACACACCCACAUCUCCCUCGAAUAUUUCACCCACCCAUUCCGCCAAUCCUCAAUAAUCGCCCGCUUCGAGCCAAAAGUCCGCAACUUCAAGCAACCAUUGACGAUCCUAGGCGCGCACCAGGAUUCAGCUAACUAUCUCUUCCCUCUUCUCCCGGCCCGGGCGCAGACGAUGACUGCUCCGGUACCGUCAGUAUCCUCGAAGCAUUCCGUGUCCUCGCCGGGGCUGGAUUCGUUCCCCAGGAUGGACCGGUUGAGUUUCACUGAGCAAGGAGCGCGGAUUGGGGCGAUGAUGGAAUUUGAUAUGACCGCUUUCAUUGCUACGAAUGCGACUGAGUCUAUUGGGUUUAUUGCCACCGAGGCUGAUGAGGUCCUCACUAACUGGGCUGUUAAUUUGAGUCAGAAGUAUAUCUCGAUUCCUACUGAGGUUUAUGAUCUUCCUGGUAACGCCGGCUCGGACUAUAUGUCCUACACACAACUCAAUUACCCAGCUUCUUUUGCCUCGGAAGGCAAUCCUGUCGCUGGCGGUAGUUUCCCUGGUGAAUAUGAUCCUUGA
Molecule: messenger RNA, 1158 nt
Organism: Penicillium waksmanii
Lineage: Eukaryota; Fungi; Ascomycota; Eurotiomycetes; Eurotiales; Aspergillaceae
Product: peptidase family M28
Exons: 7
Coding region: 1-1158 (385 amino acids)
Source: RefSeq, a predicted model, not a curated record